Molecule: messenger RNA, 414 nt
Organism: Penicillium samsonianum
Lineage: Eukaryota; Fungi; Ascomycota; Eurotiomycetes; Eurotiales; Aspergillaceae
Product: Acyl-CoA N-acyltransferase
Exons: 3
Coding region: 1-414 (137 amino acids)
Source: RefSeq, a predicted model, not a curated record
AUGUUCGACGGCAAGGUAUUCAAAUCUGCCAACAAGAAUAUUCGAGAAGUGGCAGAAAUCAAUUAUCGACCAGACACUCCCGUCUCUGCUGUUGCCGCAUUGCCGGAGAAGGAUCCUGGAUCAUCUGUGCACGAAAACGAUAACGCCGGUGCGGUGGUGUUUCCGUUCCCACCACCGGGGCGAAAUCUCUGGUCCUUAUCGCGACUAUGGCUUGCGUGCAAGUUGUGGUUGUUGGACCGUCUUAUACGAGCGCAGGAUAGCGGAGUGAGAGACAAGAGCGUUGAAAUUCUCCUCGACAGACAUGAAGCCAGUGUGAAGUUAUUGGAAGCAAGAUACUCUCGACAAAAGCUAUGGUACCUUGAGGUUGUUGCUGUGCAUCCUUCACUACAAUCACGCGGACUGGUGGGGGCGUGA